Messenger RNA from Betta splendens (Siamese fighting fish), 1639 nucleotides. RefSeq lists its product as uncharacterized. NCBI's taxonomy places the organism in Eukaryota, Metazoa, Chordata, Actinopteri, Anabantiformes, Osphronemidae. Bases 528 to 1232 code for a protein of 234 amino acids. The record is from RefSeq and is a predicted model, not a curated record. The transcript is spliced from 6 exons.
CGUCUCAAAAGUGUCCCCUACAUUAUGACACCAAAUGCAUUCAAAUAGCCUUUAUUCUUGCUAAGAUAUAGUCUGUAUGGUAGCUAUAACCCCCUCCCUCCUACAAUGCUAUAAAAUGGGGCUUGGGGCUCAAAGGGAUCCACAUGUACGUUUAACCUGGAGAUUCAUAAUGUACAGUAACAUCUCAGCAGUGGAUUUAAAGAGAUGAUUACAUGCAGCAACACCUCCUCAUAUUCAUUGUGGAAACAGACCAGUUGGUUGCAAUCUUUCCGUACUGGGGCAGUGGGAACCAGUCGACAAUAAACAAGGUUAGAAAUGCAGGAACAUCAACAAACAACAGGUUUAUCACGGUGGACGUUCAUGACUUCAUGUUGACGUUGUACAUUUUCUAAACUUGGACUGAUCCUCACUGGUUUUAAUGGUAACAUGAAUGUGGCCAGUUCAAAAGGCUCCACCUCUAAAGCAGACAGUUCCUUCCUGGAGCACAGUUAUAUUACAGACACUGCAGAGCUACGACCAGUCGCACCAUGAAGACCUUCAUCUGGAUCAAUACUGUCGUUAUCUGCAGCAUCAGCUGGAUCUCUGUCUCAGUGGCUCAGUCUCAGAAUGUGACGGUCCAGCCUGGUCACAUUGUCACACUGAGGUCCCCCAAACCCUCUGGUGAUAGUGUGAUGACCUGGUCAAGAUUGAUCAAUAAAACCACAGCCAGCUGCAUCUGUUUUAUGGCCAGAGCUACUGAAGAAGCUCAGUUCUGUGAUGGAUUCAAUAAUGGAAACUUUCAAAUGGGAGUGAACAACACUGAAGUGUUUCUCAAUAUCAAAAAUGUUAAUUUAUCCGACUCUGGAAUCUAUUUCUUUAAAACUGCCAAUGAAAGAAAAAACACUUACUAUGUGAUACAUUUAAACUUUCAAGACAGUGGGAAAACUCAGGAUGACUUGGACACAGAGUCUCAUACAGAGUGUAAUAAAACUGAUGAAACAACAUAUGUGAUGAGCUUGAUCCUCGGUGGUCUGACUGUUUUCCUUCUCGUGGUCGUUACUGUUCUGGUUGUUUGCCUCGGAAAAAGUCAAGCAGCUUCUGGUGAAAAAGAAGAUCCACAACUCCAUGAGAACGUAGACUGUGACGACCUGAAGGCUGCAGCACUGAGUGUGUUUUCACCAGCAGUAAGAAGCAGGAGACCUGCAUCACAGAGACAAGUGGAGACUCAUGUUACUUACGCUGCCAGCAGAUAGACUCACAGAGCAACUGCUGCUCUUAUCAGACUGAUCUACUGCUGUGUUCUGAUGGGAACUUACUGAAACUAGGGAGAAAUGAGUGAGUGAACAUACAGACGUGGUUCAGGACAUGAUCCUCUCAUGUCUCACUCCAUCCUCCUAUUAUGACCUGACUUUGGUGACAGACUGAUGAAGGUCUGCAGCAGAGCAGGGCUCAGUGAGACACACAUCACUAGUUUGACAUGAAGAGACGAUGUAGAAAAACAAUGAGGCCUAUGAUAAAAAUAUCUGAGAUGAACCAAAAAACUGUGUAACUUUGUUGUGAAAUUCAAAAUCUCCAUUUGCACAUUACUGUAUUUACCAGUAGAAAUGUGGCCUGAUGUUAAUGAGCUACACCUCUAAAUAAAACACACAGUUGUAAAAUG